AUGACCCGCGUCUUCUCGGAGGGCGGAGUUGUGGAGCCUGUGAGCGUCAUCGAGGCUGGUCCCUGCAUAGUUACGCAGGUGAAGACCAGUCAGGCCAACGGCUACGAGGCGGUGCAGGAGUUCAGAGUGGACGACCUGGGCGAUGCUCAGAUAGGGCAGAGGAUAGACGUAAGUAUGUUCGAAGCCGGGGAUAUAGUGAACAUCAGCGGGGUAUCCAAAGGAAAAGGAUUCGCCGGUGGUAUGAAGCGGCACAACUUCAAGGGCGGUCCCAAGACCCACGGGCAGUCGGACCGGGCGAGGGCGCCGGGUUCGGUGGGCGCGGGCACAACUCCAGGCAGAGUGUGGAAGGGCACCAAGAUGGCCGGGCAUAUGGGUAACAAGAAGGUCACUGCUCUCAAUCUGAAGGUGGUGAAGGUGGACCUGGAGCGGAAUCUGCUGCUGGUGAGGGGCGCCGUGCCCGGCGCAAGGAACGGUAUGCUGAGCGUCGGGACAAUCGAGGUAAAUGACGGCCUGUUCGACGUUCCAAUGAACCAGGCCUUGGUGCAUCAGGUGGCCGUGGCCCACAGGGCCAACGCGCGCCAGGGCACGUCUGCCACCAAGACCAGAGGUAUGGUGUCCGGCGGAGGCGCGAAGCCGUGGCGGCAGAAGCACACCGGCCGCGCCCGCCAGGGUAGCCGUCGUGCGCCCCAGUGGAGAGGCGGCGGCAUAGUCUUCGGCCCGCAGCCGCGGGACUAUUCCCAGCGCAUCCCCAAGAAGAUGAACCGCGGGGCCAUUCGCUGCCUUCUGUCCCAGAAGGUGCGGGAAGAGAAGCUGACGGUGCUGGAAGGGCUUGAGUUUGAACAGCCCAAGACCAAGGAGAUGGUGGCAGUCCUGGCCAACUUGGGUAUAGCAACUCCGGUUCUGGUCGUGACUCCCGUGCCACAGACUGAUAUAAUACUCUCCGCUCGCAACCUCCCUCGUGUAAAAACCCUGCCCGUGUUCCAGCUGAACCCCUGGACCUGCUGA
Geodia barretti is the source of this 1005-nucleotide messenger RNA. The record is from the annotation of a GenBank genome assembly. NCBI's taxonomy places the organism in Eukaryota, Metazoa, Porifera, Demospongiae, Tetractinellida, Geodiidae.